Molecule: messenger RNA, 1659 nt
Organism: Dothidotthia symphoricarpi CBS 119687
Lineage: Eukaryota; Fungi; Ascomycota; Dothideomycetes; Pleosporales; Dothidotthiaceae
Exons: 3
Coding region: 402-1319 (305 amino acids)
Source: RefSeq, a predicted model, not a curated record
UAGCAUCGUGCUGAGGAGAUGACAACUCAUUACAGAUGUUCGAGUUUGCUUCAUAGUUACAUGCCAAACACUCCAACUUUGUAAGCGAACUCAAGCACCGCUAGAUCUCGAUCAAGCUGCCAGUCCCGAGCACGACUGCGGGAUAAGGAUCAGGCGCCUCCAGUUUCAGUAAGCGCUAUGCCCACUGGGCCAGACGUGCUUCCUUCAGAAGCUACGCCACCCGAGCUCUAGUAUACCCAUCGACAACCCUCUACAUUGCCCCAUGCAAGCACGCAUUUCGUGUUCGAUUACACAUUUCUUCUAGAAUCGUUUCUUUACUCGCUCCAUGUUCCACUCUACUUCCUAGAAGCUACGAUUGCAACGCGUCACUACCCUUUAUUCUGGUUACAUUGCCCUCCGCCAUGUCUCGGCUGAGAGCUUUCGCCUUCGCGACCUGGCUGUUGACGGGCGUGUUAUGCGAUCAGGAGUUCAUCAAUCCGCCCGCUUUUGGAAGAUCUCUUGAUUACAGUCGCAACCCUGUCUACACCGAAGGUUCAACUGUCAAUAUUGUAUGGACAGCAGGCGAAUUAGGGAAAAAGUGCUCUCUUGUACUCUAUCAACUCAACGAGACGGAUGGCCAAACUGUUGGAGACUGGGAAUUUCUAACAAGAGAUGCAGUUGACGUAACAAGUUACUCCUGGCUCGUUGGCACAGGGAAAAACCUUUCGGAAUCCAACCUGUUCUUCUUCAGUUACUAUCAGGAAGAAAAGUUUGUGUCCAAUAUGAACAGUCAUUAUUUCAACUUGGAGGCAAAAGACACUAAAGACCAAUCGUCAUCGUCUUCGUCAACCUCCUUAAGCGCAACGUCAAGCGCAACGCUAAGCGCAUCGUCGACUGCGAGCCCUUCAAUCAGUACUUCGAUAUCCAAGCCGACAACAAGUUCUUCGGUUACCAGCAAUCCUACCAGCGAGCCUACUAGCACGUCCAGUUCCGACAGCAAAUCUAGCACAUCGCUACGCUCCUCGGACGGCUUCACAAUGGGAGCCCUGAUUGGUGUUGGAGUAGGGAUAUUGGUUAUGAUCAUUUUGUGUGUUGGGGCUGGCUUCUUCUGGCUCAGACGCCGCAAGAGGAGACGCAAUGUGGUCAAUGUGUUGCCACCUUCCCCCAAAACCGACUACCGACAGAACAACGGCAGCUACUAUGGGUCGAAUCUGAACGAGGCCCCACCAAGAUCGCCGGCGGAGAUGGGUCAAGAUUGGGGUUCUUACGCUGCACAUCACGAUCGUCAAGCUAGGCAGGCCAGAGAGAUGAGCGCUGAACCAGUGCGCUAUGAGAUGUAGGAGUCUUCUGAGUAAAUGGCAUGAACUGUAAUAAAAAACGACUUUGUGCGGACAAGAGGAUAUACAAAUGCUCGAAGGGAGCAUAGGCAGGGCAGGAACCCUCGAAUCGCCUGAAUUUGAACUAGUCAUAGGCUUGUCUCAAACUAAUGUAUAUAAUGAUACUGUAAAAUCACAGGCCUCGACCAUACGAGCCUUUGGAAGAGAACAUGAAGACAAAGGCGGGAAAGUUUAUGAGCUUCCAGCAGAUUAAAAUGGACUAAAAAAAUUCUAUUUGUGGAAGAAGCAUGAUCUCCUUCCUCGAAAAGUCCAAGAUAUUUUAGCAAUACAUUCUCCUCACCCC